This is a messenger RNA of Penicillium brasilianum, 4354 nucleotides long. The record is from the annotation of a GenBank genome assembly. NCBI's taxonomy places the organism in Eukaryota, Fungi, Ascomycota, Eurotiomycetes, Eurotiales, Aspergillaceae.
GAUAGUACGAUAUCGCAAAAGCAACCGCAUAGUUGCGACGAUGCAGACAAAGCAACUCUUCCCGGCAAGAUGAGACACCUAUUGAACAUGGUCCUGCUUUAGUCCUUACUCUGUCUGGAUGUCUUCAUUCUUCCAAAAUCUCAGUGCGGCUUUUGCCUCCUUCAACUCAUCGCCGCUUCGUCCUCGAAGUGACGAUCCUCAACGGCCGCUAGACCGACACCGCCGCAGUUCGCUCUCAAAGCAGCGCGCCCAUUCUCCCUCCCCACAUCGUCGUUCCCCGCCAUCACCAACUGCUGGAUCUCGCCGGCGUAUACCGAGAGCGAAGAACGAGUUCUCUUUGGGCCUGGAAGACAACGAUCAUUCCCGAGCUGAUCUCGGCUUUGAAUUCCCACGCGAUAUCGCUGCUUCGCAGAUUACUCAGAGUUAUGCCAACGAACUUUUAUUUACGCCUGGAUCUGCACGCCCCCGUGGACAAUUACGGUAUCUGCCCUCGCCCUCUGUCGUAGGCUCUAGUGCCUGGCCGGGCGACCCUUCGCAGAUGAUGAACAAGGAUAGGGAGGAUGAGGCUCGACUGCUUCCAGGCGCCACUUUUCGGCCUCAAGGUGCAUUUGAGAUAAGACCGGGAGCAAUUCGAGCAAUGAGGAAAAAGCCCGGUGCUUCUGCAGCGUUUCAGCCCACAGACAGGAUAUCUCAUGCGCGCCAGAGCGGACCAAUCCGCGCGUCGGGAAAGACUAAGAAUGGGGAUGCAUUCGUCAACAUGACUUACCGGCAAUUAGAAGAUGCACAUGACUUUCAGGACUCUGACCGGCCGAAUAAGCGGCGGCGUCAUGAGGGCUCGAGACUAGUUGAUCUAACCCACGAGGAUCAGGCUGGCUCGGUCACUUCUGAGAUCUCCGCUUCUGGGCGUCGGUCAUCCCGACUUUCUCCAGGCUCGAAUCUAUCCAUAUCGAAUCCUAGGAAUAGGGCCCGUGCUCCCUUCGUCUCUGAAUAUAGGGGGGUGGAGGCCAUGCUUGAACGGACACACCACCCUCGCCCGACAGAUCGUCGGACAUCUAACGCUAGCUCUGCAGACGAAUUAUUCACCUGGGAAGCUGCUGCGGAGCGGCGCUCCUCGGGCACUGCUGUCGAAAAGGCCGACAAGCAUCAUACGCAACCCUCUCUUGACUCGCCUAAACUAAAACGCGCUCCACUCUGGACUAUCGAGAUUCCAGAUCCAGAAGAGAAUCAUUCAGAGGAAGCCCGCCCUCAGACCGACGCGCAACCCUUGACUCCAUCGAGAAGGCCGCCGGCCGCCUCAGACCCUGGUGACAGCCCGGAUGAACUGCAGGGUGAGGUGACGACUAGGCCGCCUCCAAAGCAUCUUGCAGAGAAAGGUCUUCAGAAUUGCCGCCAAUCAACCCCAGAGGACACUGUGCUAUCUCCCCCGCGCAAACGCUCACCCUCCGAUAUUGAGCCGACCCGGUUCGAUUCACCACGAAAAAAGAAAAAAGCCAAGCGCGGGCAGCCAAACCCGGAAUACCGCAAUCUUCCCAUUCAGUCUAUUCGGUUUGGUCCUAUUCAUAAGCUCGUUAAGGACGGGGAAAAGGCUGUCAUACAAUUGUCUCCUGACAAAAUUUUGCUGGGAAAAGACAUCACUGGUGAUAGACCGGAAGGGGUUCUUUUCCGCCAUGUGAGGGUCACUUACCAAGCAGAGAACAGUCAGAAAGUGCGCUUGCAGUUGAACGGCUAUCAGGGAGCUCCAGGCUCUAAAUUCGAUAUUCACUUCACUUUGAGGAGCAGCAAGGACGCGUUAGUUGAGCGUAUAAGAGAAGGCGGUGGCAAGGUUCAAGACAAGGACUCGAAAUGGAUCGACGACGCUUUUUCUACAUAUGACAAUGAAAUGUGCCACCGUCGGAUUCCCCCGAGGUCUCCUUUGCAAGAAAUUACCGAACUGGAGCCAAAAACGCCGGCGUCUACCUCUGUCCAUCAAAUGAAAGGCAAAAAGCUCUCUUCGCUGUUGGAAGGCUCUGCCAGCGAGUCCGAUGGGCAAGCUCAAGACCAAAAGAAGGGCAAACCUGAGGAGGGUUCCAAGCUCAUGAGCAGCGUCGAACUCUCCCGAGGAACAACAAAGGACAAGCCGAAAACCACGGACGUGGAAGUCGAAAUUCCGGUAAAGAAGAUUAAAUCGAAAGAAUCUGGCGAAUCCGAGACGCGACGGUCAACAAGAACUACGACGCGACGGAAGGAGAGAUCGGAUGAUGACGACCCGUCGACAAAUAAACCCGAUACCGCGUUGCAGAACGAUUCAUUCCGAGAUAACUGGAAAAAGCCCUUGGUUUACCCCAAGGUUGGAAAGAAAAAAGAGGAAGUCAGCGUCGACGACCGUGACCGGCUGCGUGAGAACGAGUUCCUGAAUGAUAACCUGAUCGCCUUCUACAUUCGCUUCUUGCAAGACCAUCUCGAACGUACCAAUCCUGACGUCGCGAAACGGGUGUACUUUUUCAAUACCUACUUCUUUGCCACGCUUACAAACAAGGGUUCUCGCGAGAUCAAUUACGAGGGUGUGGAAAAGUGGACGAGGGCCGUUGAUCUGUUCAAUUACGACUAUAUCGUUGUCCCUAUCAACCAGAAUGCGCAUUGGUACGUCGCGAUCAUUUGCAACCUGCCCAGUCUCGGGCUGGGCCCUGUAAAGAGUUUGGGGACCUCCUCCGCACCACUCAGUGACAAGGAGUCUUUAGCUCGACCAGAAAAGGAAGUGCAGGAGCUCCUCGAAUCACCCGAGCCUGAAACAGUGCCUUCCCCGGGCAGACUUUCCAAAAAAGCCCCAGCGGAGGAACGAAAACCAGAUUUCGUGUCUCCCCCGUCGGAAGAGACCCGGAAAUCCUUUGCCUCUAUGACUCUUAUAGAAAGAAAGAAUGCGCUCGCCCAGACAGUAGUCCAACAGGGUCUGUCUUCGACAGCCGAAGCUGGACAAGAUCUCGAAGAAGCCUCUGCUUCUCAGGCCGCGAAACAGACCGUCCGUCAGGACGGCCCCGCCUCUGGGCAAAUUGGCAAGGCCAAGCCCAAGAAGAAGCGAGGUGGAGUCAAGUUGGAACCUGACCAGACAGCCAUCGUCACCUUUGACUCUCUCGACGCCAACCGUUCGCCCACGGUAAAGGUCUUGCGUGAGUACAUCUGCAAAGAGGCGGACUCGAAGCGAAAGGUGGAAAUCAAGAACCCAUCAUCGGUGAUCAAGGGCAUGCGUGCGCAAAAUAUUCCCCUGCAGCCUAACUAUUCGGACUGCGGAUUGUAUCUGCUGGCAUACAUGGAGUGCUUCGUGCGCAAUCCCGAUGAGUUUAUUACGAAGGUCCUUCGAAGAGAGAUGAACGUGGAUGAGGACUGGCCUCCUCUCGGGUCUGGGCUUCUUCGUUUACGCAUGAGGAAUUUCCUUGAUCAGCUGUAUCAAGAACAGUGGAGUGAUAAAAAGGAGGAUCUCAUGGUGGAUCGACAGCCUAUCUCGUUUUUACUGGGGCCGCCCAAGGCACCUCGGGAGGAUGACCAUGAAGAUACCAAGGCGGUUGAGAAGGAAGGGCCUACUUCAUCUUUGAAAGUAAACAAGGCUAUCGGGGAGGGACGAGUGCAUGACCAGUCUCUACAAGAAGUCGAGGCGAGCGACAAUGAGGCUACGGACAUGCCUGUCUUGGUGCCCACGGCCGCAAUACCCGUUCAGAAACCAAUCAAGCGGACGCUCAAGCCAUCUACACCUGAACCAGCUCGGUCUCGUCCUCCUCUCAACGAAAUUGAAGUUGAAACGAUACCUGACAGCCAGGAGAUGGCUGCAUCUUCCAUCCCAGAACCAAAGCCCGGCCGCACGGAGAAGAAGAAGUUUAAACAGGCCAAGGCGGAUAUUUCAAGCAAUGAACGCGAGCGCAAUCGGCCUACUACUCCGGAAAACAGUAGUGCACGAGGCCUCGAUCUGGCCCUUGAGGAAUCGGCCUCGUUCCCCCGAGUUGAAAUUCAAGUUCCGCAAACACCCCCGCGAAAGGACUUGAAACAACUGCGACAUAGCCCGCGAGGCCUGACUCGCAAGAGGUGAAAUGGAUUCACAGUUUUAUCUUACCCCCUCGUUACCCUCAGCACCUUUCUAGCAUUAUCAAUUAUUUAGCAUUGUGGUCCGUGUGGUGUUAACCCAAAGCAUAGUCCAGGUUGGCCUGGUGGUUCUUCUGUUUCCGUUUCCUUGUACUAUUUCUUUGUGUGUAUUAUUUCCCUCUUUCGUUCUGGUUUUGCAUGUUGAAUAGCUUUUCAGUGUGGGAUAGAGGCGUCGAACGAGCCAAGAAGACCUAUAAUCCGUUUUUCUCUUUGCCAUGAAUACAUGAACUAGAUAUCUACGUCUGCA